UUUAUUUAUUUUUUAAAUGCAAAACAGACUUAAUAAAGAAUUCUCAGAUUUAACUGGAGGUAAUCCUCUAGUAGGAGUUCAAAUAACAGCUGAUCCUAAUAACAGAUUAAUGUAUAGAUUCAAUAUAAAUCUUAGAUGGAUUGCUACUGUCUCAGGUCCUGAAGGUACAGCUUAUUAAGGAGGAAAGUUUAAACUCUCUAUUACAUUUCCAGAGAAUUAUCCAUUCAAGGCUCCAUUCUUUUAAUUCUAAACUAAAAUAUUCCAUCCUAAUAUUAAUGAAAAAGGUGAAUUUUGUGAGGAUAUGAUUGAAACAAAGGUAUUUACAAAAAUCAGCUUUAGGAAUAAUGGCAACCAACAAAAACUGUUAAACAAGUGUUGGAAAAAAUAUUAAAUAUCCUUGGAUAAGUUAAUACUGAUUAAUCACUCAACAAUUAAGCUAUGGAAAUGUAUAAAAGUAGCAAGGAUAAAUUCGAAGAAUAUGUUAGAGCUGAAACCAAGAAGCACGCUUCAUGAAUCAUCAAUAAUAUUAAACAUUGUAAAACAUUUAUAUUAAACACUCAUUUUAAGGCUUAAUUAAUUUC
Molecule: messenger RNA, 581 nt
Organism: Paramecium sonneborni
Lineage: Eukaryota; Ciliophora; Oligohymenophorea; Peniculida; Parameciidae
Source: the annotation of a GenBank genome assembly